This is a messenger RNA of Oncorhynchus nerka (sockeye salmon), 2868 nucleotides long. Its product is annotated as actin-binding Rho-activating protein-like. Gene Ontology annotation, cellular component: sarcomere. Bases 895 to 1410 code for a protein of 171 amino acids. Gene Ontology annotation, molecular function: actin binding. The record is from RefSeq and is a predicted model, not a curated record. Lineage: Eukaryota; Metazoa; Chordata; Actinopteri; Salmoniformes; Salmonidae. The transcript has 2 exons. Gene Ontology annotation, biological process: positive regulation of transcription by RNA polymerase II; positive regulation of Rho protein signal transduction.
CCCAUUCCUGAAAUGGGCAAAUUUAGCAUUUUUCAAACAUCUGAAGUAGCUUUUUUCCUGCAAUCUAGAGUCACUAUGCUUAAUUAUAUUUUAAAAAAUAUGUAUAUUUUUCUGCAUAUCUAAGCAUACCUCUUGAGCUCUCUAUUCUCCUGCCUGACUGGUGCUUAUUUUUUUCAAAGAAACUAAAUAUGCUUCUCUGCGUCUCUACUAAAGUCUAGGUAAAAUAUUCAAAGGAAUGUGGGUCUUAUUCAGUACAUUUAGUAAUUGCUAGCAUUUCAAAAGACUACCAACCUUGCCAGCAGGCUUGCCAACUAAGAUAGUUAUACAAGCUAGCAACUCUAGCCUGAUAAAUAGCCUGAAAUAGCUUCUUGGUAGCUAGUUAUGAGGUUGGGAGAUUGGGAACCUAUCUGGACUAGCUAAAGCCAACUUCAUAAAAUUGCUACAGUAGGUGGCUAGUAGUAUUAUAGAGAAACAACAAAAGAUUUAACAAAAAAUGUAAAUAAUAUAUAUAUACACUGAAUACAAAUAUAAACACAACGUGCAACCAUUACAAAGAUUAUACUGAGUUACUAGUCAUAGAUACCUUAAAAAUAAAAGUAGGGGCGUGGAUCAGAAAACCAAUCAUUAUCUGGUGUGACCACCAUUUGCCUCAAGCAGCACAACACAUCUCCUUCUUAAAGAGUUGAUCAGGCAGAUUGUGGCCUUUGGAAUGUUGUCCCACUCCUCUUCAAUGUCUGUGCGAAGUUGAUGGAUAUUGGUGGGAACUGAAACACACUGUCAUACACAUCAAUCCAGAGCAUCCCAAACAUGCUCAGUGGGUGACAUGUCUGAAAAUGAACUAUGCCUAAAAGUGGACAAACCACUUAAUACGUACAAGACAUCUGAAACACCACCAUGGAGAACAACGAUGCACCUGUCGAGUUUAACGAUGACAGGACAGUGUGUGUGACGUCAGUGAAAGGGUUAAAGGAGAACUGGCAGAGAUGGUCCAACAAGCACCAGGAGUACCAGAAACACAACCCCUUCAGUAACAACCGGGGGGCUAUGGUGAAUGUGACUGCCCAGCAGCAGAGGCUCCAAAGGGACCAGGAUGGCUACGGGAGGCCCCUGGAGGGCUCCUUGACAGAGCAGAGGGGAAGGGACGCCCACGUCCACAUCACCCGGGAGGUGGAGGAGCUCUGCCAGAUGAUCAGGGACAUCGGGGAAAGCCGUGGCGGUGGGGACGGAGGCAGCGAGGAGAGACCUGUCGUGACAGUGGAGUUUGGGAAGCUGUUUGAGCACUAUGUGAACAUCUCCAACAAGGUGGUGGGGAUCCUGCUGAGGGCCAGAAAACAAGGCCUGGUCAGCUUUGAAGGGGAGAUGUUGUGGCAGGGGCAGGAUGACCGGGUCCUCAUCACACUGCUACAGUGACCAGGAUGAAAUGACAGGGUCGCCAUUAUGCUGCUUCAGUGACCAGGUUUAUGCAGCCGACGGACAAGACAUUAACCAAGGCCCUGUCCAGAAACAUCCCCUAGCUCUUUAGGCAUUUGUGUAGUUGUGAAAGGAUUGGCUAGGUCUAAGCAAUAUGGUGAAAAUUACAUUAGGUAGCAAGGUGCAGCAACACCUAUCCAAUUCUUUCAUGUUUACACCUGCACCUAGCAAGGGUAGUUGUUUCUGGGCAGGGCCCAAGAUAACUAACCUGUGGCAGCAGGGACAUGCAAUAUGGUGCUGUAGGAUGAACCUGAGCUUAUUGGCCUGAAUGGACUUUGCGUUGCAUUCCCAGUUACACAAGUACACUGUAAUCUACACAGCGUUUACAAUGUUCCUUAGCAAUCUUUGUAAUUAGACAGAGGAAAUGUGUACAUUCUAUGGCACAAAUACCACACACUGACACUGUAGGCUUAUGUUAGAAAUCCUGGAAGGAGGCUAUGAAACUGUAUACAUGGUUGACAAUGUAGCAAAAUGCAUCACAAUUAUAUUUACAUUCAGGAGAAAUAGCACAUCACUUUUUGAUCCACUGGCAUUUGUGGAAUUCACACUGUACUAUAUGCACAUUGUUCAACCUAACGAGGGUUGUUUGAGGAAUGCUUUUUCAGCUACUUGCACUCAUGAAAUAUACUGUAACACUUUACUAAUUUGAAAAAUAAUUACUGUAUUCCAAACAUGUUUGUUUAGAAAGGCACUGAUUUUUAUCAAUAAAGUCUUCACACAAAAAAAAAAAAAUCACCAAAACGGACUAAUUCAUAAUACAAUUGCAUUAGAAUGACAGGUAACACUUUAUUUAAAGCCUGCAUAACAUAAUACUUUUUAAUAAGGCAUUAGAAAGAGUCAUAUUAAGUCAUACUGCCUAAGUCAUACUGCAUACUUUACAGUAAGUGUUACUGAAUGAUGUUUCCCAUUAAUAAGAGACCAGGAAGGAAAUCUGAUACACUUGUGGAGGCAGCAAUGCAUAAUUUAUUUAACCAUGAACCACCAUUAUUAUUUUACAGCGACACGUCAACCAAUAAAUACAAACACAUGACGCUCUUAAUUUCAUGCAGCAGCAUACACUAAACAUACAUUACUUUGUUGAGUGUUCCAUUGGGCUGUAGUGCAUAACAAAAUUAAGAAUCACUCUCCAACAUUCAUAAUAAAAUAACACAAUUAAUGCAGAGUAUUGUGUUAACAGAAUGUGACUCAAGAAACAAUUGUUUAUGGAUGACUGAGCUCCUAUUAUGCAUCUUGAUGAAUUAGUAAUGUAGGUAUUAUUCAGUGAAUAUAUUAAACCUCCACACCCCAGUGUACACUUCCAUUUUACUCUUUGAUCAUAUAUGAUUGAAUACCAUUCAUGCAAAACAGUUGCUUUUCUGAUCACUUGACUGAGGCCUAAAAGAGCUCAUACUUCUCAUU